Molecule: messenger RNA, 2283 nt
Organism: Bombus huntii
Lineage: Eukaryota; Metazoa; Arthropoda; Insecta; Hymenoptera; Apidae
Product: G-patch domain and KOW motifs-containing protein
Exons: 6
Coding region: 203-1591 (462 amino acids)
Biological process (GO): mRNA splicing, via spliceosome
Cellular component (GO): spliceosomal complex
Molecular function (GO): nucleic acid binding
Source: RefSeq, a predicted model, not a curated record
UCUAAGAUAUCCUAGCCGCUGUCGGCACUUGGCCGCAUGGUGCAGCACCAGCUCGGUAACAUAGAGAACCAUAGGCGUCAUUUCUUGUUAUUUCCUCUCUGAUAUAUGUUUACUUUAAUAUCGCUUAUUCAGUCGCUUGAUAUAUCGUCGGAAUAAAAUUUUAGUAAUGUGAAAGUAAUUUCAGUGUUAAAAUAACAAACAAAUGGCAGAAGAGGGAAAGAAGAUUUCUUUCGGUUUUGCGAAAUCUAUUAGGAAACCUGUGUUAAAAAAUGUUAUUCCACAAGAAGAAAAGAAAGUUGAUUACAUUGAAUGUCUUGAUGAAAAAGGUAUUAAAGUAAUAGGUGAGGAAGAAAAAAAAGAUGAACCUUUAAUUAUUCCAUUGCUAGGUUCAAAAACCUGGCACGAUAGAAUUGUUAAUAAAAUAGAUGCAGACAUUUUCCUUCCGAAGGCAGAUAAGGAAAAGGUAGAAGACACUAGUGUUAAUGAGUCAAAGCUAUCUAAUGGAAAAACAUCGCCAAUAAUAUCAAUAAAGAAAGAGCCAGUUGAAGAUAGUGAAAAUAAAGUUGUUACUUUAGAAGAGCAAGCGGCUAAAGAAAUCAUUGAGGAACUUAAGUCAAAGAAUGAACAUGAAACUAAAACAAAUGAUUUAACUUUACCUUUAGUAGAAGAUGAAUCAUUAAGAGGCAAAGAACAGUCUACGUUAGAAGAUUAUGAAAAAAUUCCUAUUGAUGCUUUUGGUGUAGCAAUGUUACGGGGAAUGGGAUGGCAACCAGGAAAGGGAAUUGGUAGAAAUGAAAAAUUAGUAGCAGCUGUCAUACCAGAAUUACGACCAAAAGGUAUGGGUCUUGGCGCAGACAAAGUAGCAUUGCAGAAGAAAAAUACAGAUUCCAAAAAAGAAGAGGAAGAACUUAAAAUCGAGAAAGGAACAUUUGUGAAAAUUAUAGCUGGAAAACAAAGUAAUAAUUAUGGUCAAAUAGAAGGAUUCGAUGAUGAUGCAGGAAGGCUCAUAAUAAAACUAGCUCUUGGUGGAAAUAUAAUAUCUGUAAAUGAAUUUAUGGUACAGCCAGUGACUAAAUCAGAAUAUUCAAAGAACUCAAAAGUUCUAAAUACAAAAAAGUAUGAGGAAUAUAAGGACAAGGAAUCCAAGGGACUCAAGCAAAAGACGGAUAGAAAAAGAUCAAUGUCCCCUGAACCCGAAGACAGUGAAGAUGGUGACAAGAGUAGUAAUAAACGAAAGAAAAUCAAAAGUACGAUGCAUAAUAAGGACAAGUAUGAUAAAAUGGGGGAUAAAAAAUCAGAAAGACGGAAAAGGCGCUCCGAAUCUAAUGACGACGGCGAUAGUGAUUCUGAAAAGAAGAGACGGAGAGAAAGAAGUAAUUCUAAUAGUAGUGAUUCUUAUAAAUCAAAAAGAUUGAAGAAGUCAAAGAAACAUAAAAAACACGAUUGCUCAUCUGAAAGAUCAAGUAAAAAACAUAAAAAGAAAGACAAAGAAAGAGAAAAAGUUAGAGAUAAGAAAUCCAGAGAUUAUGCAGACAGAAAGAAACACAAAAGACGAGAAAGAUCAAGAUCUCGAUCAUUUAGUAGGCAGUAAUAUUUUCCAGGAACGUAUUCGGUCAUUUUACUUUCAAGAUAAAUUGUACAAUUUUAUUUAUACACAUUUUAUAAUAAAAUGUAUUUUUACAAAAGUAUAUUUAUUUUCUUACCCUUAACUGGAAAUUACAUUUGAUUAUAAUAUGUAAUAAUGUUUACAAUUACAUCAAAAUUAAUGUCCUAAACUUUACCAAGAAUUAUUAAAAAUCCCUGCGUAUUGCUUACGUAAUGUUGAUAUUGAGUAGUACCAUACAUAACCUCAACAUUAUGAUACUUACAAACAUCGCUAAACAAGUAGUGCGAACGAUGUCGAGUAAGUAUUCACUAUGUAAAAAGUAUUUAUAGAUAAAAAGUAUGGGAAAUAUAUAACCGAAUGUAUUUAACUUUUCCAACAUUUUAGCAUUUCGCUUGGCGUUGGUACAACUUGAAGUAAAUGAAGUAAAACGCAAAAAUGUAGAGCGGGCAGUUUCCUACAUUUCUAGCGCAAAAGAGCGCAAUGCUGAUAUUAUAGCUCUUCCUGAAUGCUUUAAUUCACCAUAUGGAAUACGUAAUAAUUUGUUUUUUUUUUUUUUCAAUAAUUUACCAUGUGCGUAACAACUAUAUAGAAAAAAGUAAAAGUAGACAAAUUACCUUACCGUUUAUACUUCCAUAAAGAUUGUGAAUUGAGUCGAGAAUAUAGGAUUUCCCCAUUUU